AUGGUGUCCCAGGUACGUGGUCCCAACCCCAAGAAGACCGAAGUGAGGAGGUGCGUGGUCUCAGUCGAAGAAGGCGGAGGCAGGGACGAGGCCGGAGCACUUAUCCUCACCCAAUAUGGGGUCCCAGGUGCGUGGUCUCAGCCCGAAGAAGGCGACGAGGCCGGCCGGCGCAAUAUGGGGUUCCAGGCGCGUGGUCUCAGCCCGAAGAAGGCGGAGGCGGGGGCGAGGCCGGAGCUGGGGUGCGAAAGCGGAGGGGGGACGAGGCCGGAGCGCUUAUCCUCGACCAACGUGGAGUUCCAGGUACGCGAUCUCGGCCCGAAGAAGGUGAAGGUGGGGUGCUUGAAGCCAGAAGAAGGCGAGCUUCAAGAGGAGGCGACAACAAGCUCGAAGGACUUACUCUCAGAAUACGUUCUCGGCGCGUGGUCUCAAACUGAAGAAGACAGAGGCGGCGACAAGGUGCGCGGUCUCAACUUGAAGAGGAUGGAGGCGGGAACCAGGCCGGAGCACUUCUCCUCAACCAAUAUCGGGUCCGAGGUGCGUGGUCUCAACUCGAACAGGUGCAUGGUUUCAUCUUUGAGAAAAGAGAAAGGACGAGGCCUCAACCAAUAUGAGGAAGCUCAAGCUGAAGAAGACAGAGGCAAGAACGAGGUGUGGAAGUUCAAGCUGAAGAAGACACAGGCGUGGAAGCUCAAGCUGAAGAAGGGCAAGGACAAGGUGCGUAUCCUCAAGAAGAAGAAGGCCAGGAGCGGGAACGAAGCCGUGCAGGCUCGCCUGCAUGGUGUCCCAGGUACGUGGUGCGUGGUCUCAGUCGAAGAAGGCGGAGGCAGGGACGAGGCCGGAGCACUCAUCCUCAACCAAAAAGGGGUCCCAGGUGCGUGGUCUCAGCCCGAAGAAGGCGACGAGGCCGGAGCGCUUAUCCUCAACCAAUAUGUUCCAGGCGCGUGCUCGGAGGCGGGAGCGCUUAUCCUCAACCAAUAUGGGGUCCCAGGUGCGUGCUCUCGCGGACCAGGCCGGCGCAUUUUGGGGUUCCAGGCGCGUGGUCUCAGCCCGAAGAAGGCGGAGGCGGGGACGAGGCCGGAGCUGGGGUCCCAGGUGCGUGCUCGGCAGGGACGAGGCCGGAGCGCUUAUCUCAACCAAUAUGGGGUCCCAGGUGCGAAAGCGGAGGCGGGGACGAGGCCGGAGCGCUUAUCCUCGACCAACGUGGAGUCCCAGGUACGCGAUCUCGGCCGGAAGAAGGUGAAGGUGGGGUGCUUGACGCCAGAAGAAGGCGAGCUUCAAGAGGAGGCGACAACAGGCUCGAAGGACUUACUCUCAGAAUACGUUCUCGGCGCGUGGUCUCAACCUGAAGAAGACGGAGGCGGCGACAAGGCCGGAGUGCCUAUCCUCAAUCAAUAUGGGGUCCCAGGUGCGCGGUCUCAACUUGAAGAGGAUGGAGGCGGGAACCAGGACGGAGGCGAGGAGAGGCCGGAGUACCUAUGCAAGGACAAGGCUGGGAGGGCCCAUCCUCAACCAACAUGGGGUUCCGAGGUGCGGAAGUUCAAGCUGAAGAAGACACAGGUGGGGAAGUUCAAGCUGAAGAAGACAGAGGCGUGGAAGCUCAAGCUGAAGAAGGGCAAGGACAAGGCGAAGAGGUGCAGCCGCCACGCUUAUCCUCAACCAGAAUGGGGGCGAAGAGGUGCAGCCGCCACGCUUAUCCUCAACCAGAAUGGGGGCGAAGAGGUGCAGCCGCCACGCUUAUCCUCAACCAGAAUGGGGGCCAGAGGGAAAAGGCGAAGAGAUGCAGCCGCCACGCCUAUCCUCAACCAGAAUGGGGGCCAGGGGGAAGAGGCGCAGCCGCGAAGAGGUGCAGCCGCCACGCAUAUCCUCAACCAGAAUGACGCUUAUCCGGUGCCAGGCGAAGAGGUGCAGCCGCGAAGAGGUGCAGCCGCCACGCUUAUCCUCAACCAGAAUGGGGGCGCAGCCGCCACGCUUAUCCUCAACCAGAAUAGGGGCGCAGCCGCCACGCUUAUCCUCAACCAGAAUAGGGACCAGGGGGCACAGCCGCCACGCUUAUCCGGUGCCAGGCGAAGAGGUGCAGCCGCCACGCUUAUCCUCAACCAGAAUGGCGAAGACCAGCCGCACGCUUAUCCUCACCAGAUGGGGGCCCAGGGGAAGAGGCGAAGAGGUGCAGCCGCCACGCUUAUCCUCAACCAGAAUGGGGGCGAAGAGGUGCAGCCGCCACCCUUAUCCUCAACCAGAAUGGGGGCCAGGGGGAAGAGGCGAAGAGGUGCAGCCGCCACGCUUAUCCUCAACCAGAAUGGGGGCAGGGGGAAGAGGCGAAUCCUCAACCAGAAUGGGGGCCAGGGGGAAGAGGCGCAGCCGCGAAGAGGUGCAGCCGCCACGCUUAUCCUCAACCAGAAUGGGGGCCAGGGGGAAGAGGCGCAGCCGCGAAUCCUCAACCAGAAUGGGGGCCAGGGGGAAGAGGCGCAGCCGCGAAGAGGUGCAGCCGCCACGCUUAUCCUCAACCAGAAUGGGGGCCAGGGGGAAGAGGCGCAGCCGCGAAGAGGUGCAGCCGCCACGCUUAUCCUCAACCAGAAUGGGGGCCAGGGGGAAGAGGCGCAGCCGCGAAGAGGUGCAGCCGCCACGCUUAUCCUCAACCAGAAUGGGGGCCAGGGGGAAGAGGCGCAGCCGCAAAGAGGUGCAGCCGCCACGCUUAUCCUCAACCAGAAUGGGGGCCAGGGGGAAGAGGCGCAGCCGCGACUCAAGCUGAACGAAGCUGGAGGCGGGGACGGGCGAAGAGGUGCAGCCGCCACGCUUAUCCUCAACCAGAAUGGGGGCCAGGGGGAAGAGGCGCAGCCGCGAAGAGGUGCAGCCGCCACGCUUAUCCUCAACCAGAAUGGGGGCCAGGGGGAAGAGGCGAAGAGGUGCAGCCGCCACGCUUAUCCUCAACCAGAAUGGGGGCCAGGGGGAAGAGGCGCAGCCGCCACGCUUAUCCUCAACCAGAAAAAGGGCCAGGGGAUACAGCCGCCACGCUUAUCCGGUGCCAGGCGAAGAGGUGCAGCCGCCACGCUUAUCCUCAACCAGAAUGGGGGCCAGGGGGAAGGCGCAGCCGCCACGCUUAUCCUCAACCAGAAUAGGGGCCAGGGGGCACAGCCGCCACGCUUAUCCGGUGCCAGGCGAAGAGGUGCAGGCGCCCCACGUAUCUCACAGAUUCCCAGGGGAGAGGCUAGCCGCCACGCUUAA
Molecule: messenger RNA, 3222 nt
Organism: Symbiodinium sp. CCMP2592
Lineage: Eukaryota; Dinophyceae; Suessiales; Symbiodiniaceae
Source: the annotation of a GenBank genome assembly